Molecule: messenger RNA, 2133 nt
Organism: Perca flavescens (yellow perch)
Lineage: Eukaryota; Metazoa; Chordata; Actinopteri; Perciformes; Percidae
Gene: dlc
Product: deltaC
Exons: 10
Coding region: 9-2036 (675 amino acids)
Biological process (GO): cell communication; multicellular organism development; Notch signaling pathway
Cellular component (GO): membrane
Molecular function (GO): calcium ion binding
Source: RefSeq, a predicted model, not a curated record
UACACGCCAUGGCGCGUUUGAUUCUGCCGUGUCUCCUGCUGCUUGUAUCCGCGCAGACGGCCCGUUCCAAAGGGGUCUUCGAGCUGAAGAUCAACUCCUUCACCAGCUCGCGCGGCGUCUGCAGCUCCCCGUCCCGGGACUGCCAGGUCUUCUUCCGCGUGUGCCUCCAGCACGCACAGGAGGUCAUCAACCCGGAGCCGCCGUGCACGUACGGCACCGCGCUCACAGAGGUCUUCAGCGCCGACUCCGACUCCGUGUCCGGGAGCGCGCCCGUCAGGGUGCCCUUUCAGUUCAAGUGGCCGGAGACUUUCUCUCUGAUCGUUGAAGCCUGGAACGCUUUGGAGUCUUCCGGACUCGAGUCUACAGAGAACCAGAACAACCUGAUCAGCCGCCUGGCCAUGCGCCGGAGGCUGGCGGUCGGCGAGGACUGGUCCCAGGACGUGCACUUCGGCGACCAGAGCGAGCUACGCUACUCCUACCACGUGGUGUGCGACGAGCACUACCACGGCGCCGACUGCUCGGCCUUCUGCCGCCCGCGCAACGACACCUUCGGCCACUAUGCCUGCGACGGCGAGGGCCAGCGCCGCUGCCUGGACGGCUGGGCUGGCGAGUACUGCUCGGACCCCAUCUGUGCCGCGGGGUGCAGCGAGGAGCACGGCGUCUGCGAGGCUCCCGGCGAGUGUGCGUGCCGGCAGGGCUGGCAGGGCGAGCGCUGCGACGAGUGCGCCCGACACCCCAACUGCGUCCACGGGACGUGCCAGCAGCCCUGGCAGUGCAACUGCCGCGAGGGAUGGGGCGGCCUGUUCUGUAACCAAGACCUGAACUACUGCACCAACCACAAGCCGUGCCAGAACGGCGCUUCGUGCACCAACACCGGCCAGGGCAGCUACACCUGCACCUGCCGGCCCGGGUUCACCGGCCAAAACUGCGAGGUGGAGACCAACGAGUGCGACAGCAACCCUUGCAAGAACGGAGGCAGCUGCAAAGAUUUGGAGAACGAUUAUUCGUGCGAGUGCCCUCAGGGUUUCUACGGGAAGAACUGCGAGAUCAGCGCCAUGACGUGCGCCGACGGGCCGUGCUUUAACGGAGGGACCUGCGUCGAGAACGUGGCGGGCGGGUACAGCUGCCGAUGCCCACCCGGGUACACGGGCUCCAACUGUGAGAAGAGGAUGGACAAAUGCAGCAGCAACCCCUGCGCUAACGGCGCUCAGUGUUUGGACAUCGGUAAGCACUUCGUGUGCCGCUGCCGGCCCGGCUUCACCGGCUCUCGCUGCGAGACCAACGUGGACGACUGCGCCGGCAACCCCUGCCGCAACUCCGGCACCUGCGUCGACGGCAUCGGCGACUUCACCUGCACCUGCACGCUCGGCUUCGGCGGCAAGGACUGCUCUGUGCGCGCCAGCCCUUGCGACCAUUUCCCGUGCGACAACGGCGGCACGUGUUACAGCCACUUCACCGGGCCCGUGUGCCGGUGUCCCACGGGCUUCAUGGGCGCGCGCUGCGAGCACAGCGUCGCCAGGCCCACUACAAAACCGCCACCGAACGGCGAGUCUGCCGCGCUGAUCGCAGCCGUCGUCCUCGGCCUGGUGACGCUGACUCUGCUGGUGCUCGCGGCCGUCCACGUUCUGCGUCAGCUCAGACGGGGCCGGGAGCUCCGGGCCAUGACCACGUCGGUGAAGAACGACCUGGAGACGGUGAACAACCGCAACGCGGUGAUCGGCGGGGGCGGACCCUACAGCGGGGGCUUGCCCGGAGCGCCGCUGGGCAGCCUGCGGGAGAAGGAGGCCUUCCUCAUCAUGGGAGGACAAGUCAAAGUGUCCAACAAGGAUGCAGCGCUGGUGGAGAACGGAGGAGACAACAUGGCCAUUUUUAAAAACAAAAUGGCGGACUGUAACCUGGCGAGAGACGAGCAGCGGCUGGGCAAGAACAAGUUUGACCUUAAGAAGUGUGACUCGUCCAUCAUCAUCCCUCCGCUCAGCUUUGCAAAGGACAGUCUGUAUCAGAUGGAGCAGUGUGUGUUUGCUACUGAGGUAUAACCUCCAGGUUUCAUCAGACCGCCAGCGGAGGAGAGAAGUUUUUUCGCUGAAGGCCUGAACAUGUUUUCUGUCCAGAGGAUCUAUUCCGCACACAUUA